AAAAAAAAAAAAAAAGAAUCUGUCAAAAGGCAGUGCAAUUUCCUUUGCUCUUUAUAAACAGCCAUUAAAGCUCAUCUCUCCUUCUUCCCUCAGCAGCUACCACAGAUCUUCAGAAGGGAAAUUCACUUUCCACUCCCUCACUCACAAAAUCAAACACACAAACGCUUUCUCUUCUUCUUGUAAUUAUUUUCUUUCCUUCCUUCUUCUUCAACGCCGAUUGUAGGAAGAUUUGAAAAGGCCAGUCUUCACCAAAAUUGAGAAGAAUUAAUCAGGUAUGAAAGAAAGGCCAAUCUUAAAUCAAGUUUACAAUAUCAUCCAAUAUGGACAAAGCGCAGUGUGGGACAGAUGGCUUCAGCGAAUUAAUUUGCCACACCAUGAAGUCUCGCUCAAAGCCCCAGCCGGAGAGCAAAAGUUGGGCUGAAACGUGUUGUUGUUUGGGUUGUUCGUGCCUACAGCUGUUUUGGCCCAGAGUGGUCAUGCGUAAAUUGCUUAACAUCUCCGCCAAAGAGUCCGAUUACAGCGCCGAUUCUGACUCCGACAACGGCGACACUGAUACUGCUUCUGAUACCGAUGAAUUUUGUGCGUGCGGCGGAGAAUCACGGUUUAGAGGUAACGGAGGAAAGGAGGCUGAGGCUCCGGUUGAUUCUAUCAAUGAUGCUCUUCCAAGACUAAGGAGACGAAAAUCAGAAACAUUUAGGACACAGUAUAUAAACACUAAGGAACUCAGAAUAUGCGUUGGUACAUGGAAUGUUGGAGGAAAACUACCACCUGAUGAUCUAGAUAUUGAUGAGUGGAUUGGUAUUGAUGAACCGGCUGACAUCUAUAUUUUUGGUCUUCAGGAGAUUGUACCACUGAAUGCUGGGAAUAUAUUUGGUGCUGAAGAUAAUCGCCCAGUUCCAAAGUGGGAAAACACUAUUCGUGAUGCAUUGAAUAGAAUUCGACCAACAAAGACCAAAGUUAAAUGCUAUACUGAUCCCCCAUCUCCAUCAAAAUUUAAGCCAUCUGAUGAUGUGCCAGAUAUAGAAGAAGAGAUAUUACUUGAAAGUGAUAGUGAUGUUGGUGAGGAAAUUCAUCCAUUGGAUGAAGCUGAAGAUAGUCCAGACAUGGGUGACAUGGAUGUUAAUUCUGGAGUUGCAUCUGAUACGAGUGGCAAAUUAGGUGUCCCAGUAGAACAGGAUUUACAGAGACAAUUUUCUUCUCCAAAGAAAUUAAGUAGACUAAAUUGUUUGCGAACAGAAGAUUCUGCUGGAGAUGUAGAAGUAUUGGCAGGUCAAAACAACCGGCAGUUAACCAAAAUGCUAAGUGGCACUGAAAGGAUUGGUUUGAGCUGGCCAGAGCGCCCACUGGACUUGUUAUCUCAGCAUGUUUUACAGAGACCAAGUUCCUUUAAGGCAGUUAAAUCUUUUAAAGCAAGCAAGUCUUUUGGAGCAUAUAGUUCUUUUAAGUCGGUCACAAAUGAACUGCAAUCAGACUUAGCUUUGCUUGCAGAACUUGACCUUGAAGCUCUCAUGAAACGCAAAAGAAGAUCACAAUAUGUAAGGAUAGUAAGUAAGCAGAUGGUUGGAAUUUUCCUCACAAUUUGGGUUCGUAGGAGCUUGCGGAAGUACAUUCAGAACUUGAAAGUGUCUACUGUUGGUGUUGGUGUCAUGGGCUAUAUUGGUAACAAGGGAUCUAUAUCAGUCAGUAUGUCUGUAUAUCAGACUCUUUUCUGUUUUAUAUGUUCUCACCUGACAUCAGGUGAAAAAGAUGGAGAUGAACACAAAAGAAAUUCUGAUGUGCAUGAAAUACGUAGGAGAACUCUAUUUCAUAGCAAUUCUGGUAUUGGGCUUCCAAAACGCAUCCUUGAUCAUGAGAGAAUUAUUUGGCUAGGUGAUUUGAACUAUCGCAUCAACUUGUCAUAUGAGAAAACACGUGAACUAAUCUCCCGAAAGGAGUGGUCUAAGUUAGUGGAGAAGGAUCAGCUUGUACGAGAACUAAGAAAAGGUCGUGCAUUUGAUGGAUGGACUGAGGGUACGUUGAAUUUUCCACCAACAUAUAAGUAUGAAAUGAAUUCAGACAAAUAUUAUGGAGAGGAUCCUAAAGCUGGGAGGCGUGUUCCAGCAUGGUGUGAUCGCAUCCUUUCUUAUGGAAAGGGUAUGAGGCUACUCAAGUACAGGAGAAAGGAGCUCAAACUUUCUGAUCAUCGACCUGUUACAGCAACGUAUAUGGCCGAGGUUGAGGUGUUCUGUCCUAGGAAGCUACAGAAGGCACUCACGUACACAGAUGCAGAGAUUGAAAAUGAGGAAGUUCUAGAAGAAGCCAUUGAUGUUGGAAUGAACCAAUUGAGAUUGGAGCAGGUGAGUAGUAAUAUAUGCAUGUGCCCUGCUUAAAUAUGGAUAGGUUUGAUACUUUGUUGCGUCUGAAGGGUGUAUUAAAUGUAUAAAAUUCUUAAACAUUAUUCUUAUCUUGAAAAGAAAUCUGUUUUAAAAACAUGUGGAUUAUCUACUUUUACUGUGAGGACAAGUGGCCUGCUAAUUUUUAAACCCUAAACAUCAGAUAGUGACAUGGGAAAAUGAUAGAUCUUUGUGUCGUAUUAGUGAUUCCAUGAUCAUAAAACUAGAUGGUUCUGAAUCAUUUCACUCGAUCAUAUCAGUUUCUGUUUGAAAAAGAAAAAUAAUGUUAUGCAGUUAUGGUUAAUUAGUGGAGGCCCCUGUCAUGGAUAUUCUAGAACCGGCUGAAAAAAAAAUUGUGCUUAUUUCCAACUAGAGCCUUGGUCUUUCUUAUUUACCCGACAUAUGUUCU
Manihot esculenta (cassava) is the source of this 2781-nucleotide messenger RNA. Its product is annotated as type IV inositol polyphosphate 5-phosphatase 3. Lineage: Eukaryota; Viridiplantae; Streptophyta; Magnoliopsida; Malpighiales; Euphorbiaceae. Gene Ontology annotation, molecular function: phosphatidylinositol-3,4,5-trisphosphate 5-phosphatase activity; phosphatidylinositol-4,5-bisphosphate 5-phosphatase activity; inositol-polyphosphate 5-phosphatase activity. Gene Ontology annotation, biological process: phosphatidylinositol dephosphorylation. The record is from RefSeq and is a predicted model, not a curated record. The coding region runs from base 321 to 2369 and encodes 682 amino acids. The transcript has 12 exons.